Closterium sp. NIES-65 is the source of this 1356-nucleotide messenger RNA. The record is from the annotation of a GenBank genome assembly. NCBI's taxonomy places the organism in Eukaryota, Viridiplantae, Streptophyta, Zygnematophyceae, Desmidiales, Closteriaceae.
AUGCUCCAAUACCCCACCGCAUCACUGUGCCAUCCACAGUCCACACCCUCUCUGCUCCUCGUGCACUCAAUGCCCGCGUUGCUCUACGAGGUGUUGUGGGGGGCACUGGGAACAGGGGCGCAUGUGCGGGAUGCAGCAGCGUAUGUGUUCUGGGCAUCGCUCACUCCUUCUCACCGGCCGUCGCUGCUGCUUCCCUGCAACAGCUUUGCCCUCCCCUCCUUGCCGUUGCGUGGUGUGACCGCCAGGGGGGCUGCUGUGACCGCCAGGUGGGCGGCAGCAGCGGCCUUCCAGGAGGUGGUGGGUCGCUUUGGCUGCAUCUCCGACGCCCACCACCCGAGGCACACCCCAUGCCUCCACCAGAGGAGCUGGCCAAGGAGUCCCGACCCCCCCUUUCGCCACGAAGCCCUUCUCGCCACUGCUGCCCUCCUGCCACCCCUCUCCGCAUCCUCUCCCUCCUGUGCCCUCACAGGCACCCUCUCCUCCCUCACCUCCUCUCUCCCGAGUCUCCUCGCCCCGCGCUCCUUCCGAGGGCGCCUAGCAGCAGAUCUCAAGGUGGCCUGCUGCCGCCUGCUCUCCGCGCUCGCUGCUGCACUGCCCCGCGCACACCUGCCGCCCCUGCCCGUGCCUGCUCUCACUGCUGCCACUGCGUGCCUGCAUGACAUGCUGGCUGGUGAUGGGGGCGAGCUCCAGUGUGCACGGGCGCGCUUUGUCUCAUUGGUGCAGGAGGCAGCAGCAGCAGCCCUGUGGGACCUCGCUCGCUCCCAGCUCUUCCCUGCCUGCACGCACCUCGUGCACCAAAUAGUCACCUGCCAUGCAGCGACUCUGGAGUCUACCAGCUCUGCAGCGAGGCAAGAGGACGGGGAGAGACAUGGGGGGACGGAGGGGAGAGGGGAUGAGGGAGGGGUGGAUAAGAGUGAGAUGUCAAGGUACGAGCUGGCAGAGCGGGUGGUGAAGGCGCUGUGUGCUGCUGCCACCAACAAUCGGGGGCGUCGUGCCGUGUCUGACGUGGCAGUGCGGGCAGCAGCCGUGGAGGCACUGGGUAAUGCAGCCAGCAUCAUUCCCCUCCUGCAGGCCGGCGGGGCAGGCACAAGGGGGCACGCAGGGACAGGUGGGGGAGCCGGGACACAGGUGGGGGAGGGGGAGAAGGAGGAGGGGGAGAAGGAGGAGGUUGAGCUGAGAAGACAGCGUGGUUUGGUAGGGCUUGGGUGGUGGGAGGAGGGGGGGGAGAGUGUGGUGGGUGCGUUGCUGCGAGCAGCACAGGACUACACGGAGGACCAGCGGAGCGAUGUGGGCCGCCUUGUGAGGGAAGCUGAGAGAAUCAAUGAACACAUCUUCGGGGUGGGAGAGAAGGUCUGA